UGUUUGUGGGCAGUAAGUUUUUUAAUCAAAGCUGUUUCAGAAAGAAUUAUCAGCAGGCACGCACGAGUUUACGCUUUGUCAUAUCUGUGGUGUUUAUCUGGACAACUCCAGGUGGUGCUAAUAUGGUUUUGUCAGUAAGAAACACUGAAGACAUUUUCUGAAUAUUGGUGCCAAAUGCUGUUGAUUGACCACAAAAGGAACAAUCUUUUGUUAUAGAAUUUACACAACAUUUGUGCAGUUUACGGGCCAGUGUCUGCAGAUGGUUGACGUUCGCUAUUUACGCACGCUGAAACAUCACAUUCUGUUCUUCGUCCAGUCUAAUGGGUUCUUUUUAGGGCUCCGUUCAGUAAAUAUAACCCGCCUCGAUGGUUUGUCAUCCCAUCCCAACAAGUAACAUCAUCCCAUUUUGCUUUUUUCUUGCCCACCGGCUGAGCUGGAUGAGAGGUGUCGGGUUUGGGCUAUAAAAGGAGGGACGCACACAAGAGCAUGACACUCAUCAUCCAGACCAGAGUCUGCAAAGGUUGCCACUUCGGCGUCAAAAAUGACUAUAUGGUGCAACUCCUGCAAACGUUAUGUAAGCGCUCCGUGCACUUCUCAACAUCUGCCUGAGGAUCACCGCCGCUCAUUCUGCAGAAGGUUCAGAUCUACUAAAGGAGCAUCCAAAGCCCGACGGGACCACAUCAAUCAUGAGAUCAGAAAUAUGCGGGCUCUAUUGCCCAUCAUUCAGGAGGACCAGGAGCGUCUCUCCUACCUCCACUCCAUGGCUGCCAUCUGCACCUACAUCAGGAAGUCUGUUCUCUUCCAGGGACUUGAAGCUGGGGAGAGAUUACACUGUUCUCUGCCAUACGAGGCCUUUCUUCAAGCCCUGCACGGCUUCAUCCUGGUCACGACCACCCAUGGGAGGCUGGUCUAUGUGUCCGAAAAUGUAGCUGAAUAUCUUGGUAUUUCCAUGAUAGAUGUACUUCAAGGAGACACUUUCUAUGACAUGGUGGAACACUCUGACAUAGACAUUGUUAAAUCAAACUUGGACACUGAAAACAACUCAUCAUCAGAAAGGAGCUUUAUAUGUUGUAUGCAAACCUCCAAGGCCUUCAAACUGCAGCAUGGCAGCUGCUGCUCCAUGUUAGUCAGAGGAAGCUUCCAGUCCUUCCCUCAGCCCUGUCCGUCCUCCUCUGCAACCAGCGCCACCACAGAGCCUCUGUUUGUGGCCCUCUGCACCCCCACAGUGAACCGCCUGAGAGGCUCUGACUCCAGCAUCUGUCACCGUUUCAACAGCAUCCACAGACUGGAUAUGACCUUCACUCAGCUGUCAGACAGUGUUUUAUAUCUUUUGGGGUAUUCAGCAGAUGAAAUGACUGGUCAGUCAUGGUACAGUCUUGUCCAUCCUGAAGACCUUUCAAUAAGUGCAGAUUCUCAUAGACGUUUAAUGCAGGCAGAUGAGGGCUUCCAGGUAGAGAUGGUACUGAGACUCCAGUGCAAGGAUCUGUCCUGGACCUGGAUUUACAUUCAGGCUAACAAGGACUCUGAGUGUCAGGGCAUCAGCUGCACUAACUACUUCAUCAGUGAAGCAGAGGCCAGAUUUUUACAGGAGAAAAUCAGCAGUGAUGCCUUCAGUCCAUCAUCUCUGGCAAAUUCCCAUCAUUUGGCAGCUCAAGCUCAGGUUCCACACACUCAGAGCUACAACACUAAAUGUUUUAAAAGGCAGAAGGCAUCGAAUAGCCAAAGCGAGGAGCCAGGUUCCAGAGUUAGGAAGGACUCAGAGCAAGACCGAUACUGUGUGGUGUGGGCCUCCUCCCAGAGUGAUAGCUCACCUUUUCCCUUGGGUGACAGCCCCGCUCUCUUCACCCCUCCCUACAGCCCAGCCUCCUCCAGCUCCCCUGUGUGGCAGGAGGAGCUCAGCCAUGACCUCCUGAUGGAUGUGCACAGAUACACAGAUCAGCUGUUGUCCUCCCCUGAGGGCUCUCCUUCCUAUUACUCCUACCCAGAGGCAGGGCUCACCUGUAACCGAUCACCCUCCGAUCCCCUGCCUGCGGCCGCAGAGCACACCUUUGACCAGACAGCUUUUGGUGCGCUCACUGGCCACUCUCCACUCUCCUCCUCAUCUCCAACCUAUGAUUUCCAAGCCUGUACAUCCGAUGCUCGAUUAGUUCCAGACCGCUUGUAUGCAUCCAGCAUGUGUGAGAGCUCGACUGAUUGUGCUCUGCAUGAAGACGAUUUCAGCCCUCUUGAGCAGCCACAAGGGGGCAGCCCCACCCACUUCCAUCAUGUCCCCCACCACGGGUUGUCCAUACAUCCCAGUCUUCUUACGCCCAACCAGUCUCCCACAUCCACAGAGUCUACCGAAUACAAUGAGAGGGAACAGGCAGAGAUCGGUAUUCUGGCUCAGCAGAUCUCCUCUCUGGCCAGCAGCUUUGACAUGUACCGCACCCUGAACCCGCUCCAACCUGCAGCGGCUACCGACACUCUGCCUUCAACCUGCAACUGGCCCCAUCACCCUCCUCCCCCCUUAGUCCUUCCUCUUCAGCGUGAGAUGGUCCUUGAUGACAGCAUGUUCAACAGCAUCCUGAAAGACCUGGACAUGGUCACAAGAAAAAGCAGCAUACCCGGCCCUGCUGUUGUGCCAUGCAGCUAUCAGCAGGGCUUAGUGGGCAGCAGGAGCAGCUCCCAUCAGCAGGAGCAGGAGCCCCUUGUUCUCUCCACAGCCACCUCACAGGAUCCACUGCCAGCGGAGCAGUUGGCUGCCAUGUAUCCUGUCAGUUUACAGUUGGGGCGUCAUGACCAAACCACUGGGUUGCAUCAACUCAACCACUACAUGCAGAGCAGCGUUCAGCAAGAUGGACUUGCUGAAGAAAACCUGUACUGAAAUAAGUCUGUGACUUACUGUGCUACUACUUGUAUGACAUAUUGUCAGGGCACUCUUCCUUCACUGGAUUCAAAGAAGAAUGUGACAUUUUAAAGACACAGAUUCCUCAAAUGACUUUUUAAAUGUAGAAAAGAAUCUAAAGUAGAUUCUCCACAAACCUACUUCUUUGCCUUAAAAGCUCUAGACUUAUAUAAACUACAUUUUACUUGUUUAAGGCUUAUAUUUUAUUUUUUUUAAAAAGGUACUUUAAACAAUCUACCUGACAACACUUACACUGAAAUCGAGGUAUAUUUUUCUUUUAUUGCUGAGUGACCACAGUUUAAUAUUGAGAAUACUGAGCACUUUAUCACUGUAAUUGUCACAAAAUGACAUGCAUGUAGCUGAGAAAAGGCGCAAUUUCAAGGAAUAUUACCAAGAUUUCAAAGCCACGUACUGUAGAUGAGCUUUAACACAAAUAUUCACAUAACCACAUACAAGAGAAUCACAUAAAUCAUAGAGUCACUUUUAAAUACUUUUCAGGUGCCUUAAAACACUUAGGUGAAAAUGCUAUGUUCUUUUUUGUCCUUAAUGUCUUUUUUUUCUCAGUGUGCUGUUAAUGGUUUCAUGCAGUUAUAAGUAAAGAAAACAACCUCAGUCCACUGCAGGUGAGAUAAUGAUUGUUGUAAAUUCAACACCUACCUCAGUGGUUUAUCUAAAUACAUUCCAAUUUAUUUAUUUGGUUUUGAACACACUGACAUAACUAUACUCACUUAAUUAAUGGUACUAAAUGUUGUACUUGACUGAAAUGUGAAUCUUAAACUUAUGUUCAUUUAUUCCAGAUACGUUUUUUCAUGGUACUGGAACUGUAAUGUCUGAAUCUUUAACAUUAAUGUGUUAUUGCUGCAAUUGU
Monopterus albus (swamp eel) is the source of this 3752-nucleotide messenger RNA. It is a transcript of the gene npas4l, whose product is annotated as neuronal PAS domain protein 4 like. The record is from RefSeq and is a predicted model, not a curated record. Gene Ontology annotation, biological process: regulation of transcription by RNA polymerase II. Gene Ontology annotation, molecular function: protein dimerization activity; RNA polymerase II transcription regulatory region sequence-specific DNA binding; DNA-binding transcription factor activity, RNA polymerase II-specific. The coding region runs from base 542 to 2863 and encodes 773 amino acids. NCBI's taxonomy places the organism in Eukaryota, Metazoa, Chordata, Actinopteri, Synbranchiformes, Synbranchidae. The transcript has 10 exons.